Molecule: messenger RNA, 2052 nt
Organism: Drosophila ananassae
Lineage: Eukaryota; Metazoa; Arthropoda; Insecta; Diptera; Drosophilidae
Product: BRCA1-associated protein
Exons: 6
Coding region: 102-1796 (564 amino acids)
Biological process (GO): Ras protein signal transduction; protein ubiquitination
Cellular component (GO): cytoplasm
Molecular function (GO): ubiquitin protein ligase activity; zinc ion binding
Source: RefSeq, a predicted model, not a curated record
UUUCAUAUUACAUUUCGUUUCGUGAUUUGUCACAAAAAAAAAAUUUAUUACGUUUAUUUAAUGCAGCGUAAUCCGGAAUAUCGGACAUUGUAGAUUUUUCCAUGGAUUUGAAUCCUGAAAACAUAUCAUUGUGUGUGAUCAAAAUCGAAACGGACCUGGAGACCAGUGCAGAUUCAGAAGGUGCCGUUUCCUCCGAACACCCCACCAAUCCACGCUUCCUUAAGGAACGGGAACGCGAUCGCGGACUGCGUCAGGCCCGCGACAUAACCAUCGAGACGUACAUCAACCAGCGCUGGUCCAGGGAACUGAGUGCUGACAAGAACACGGAUACGGAGGGCAAUAGGAUGAACUGGGCAGCAGCCCUGCAGCAUGUGAACAGCCCAUCGGCGGGCAGCUCUCGAGAAACCACUCCCCGCAACGGUGAUGAGACUGGUGGACCUCAAAAGACAUCCUCAAAGUUUCCAUUAGAGAUUGGCUACUUUUCGGGGAAUCCCAUUGUUGAGGUGACUAAGGGCCUCAUCCAUCUGUACAAGAAGAACGAACGCAAGGCCAUCAAGGAGGCGCCCUCGAAUCAACUCUGUCUGCUGGCCGUUCCAGCCACUCUCAACUGUCACGAUCUGCUUAACUUCAUCGCCCCUUGUCAUGCUGAGAUCAAGCAUGUCCAAAUCGUGCGUGAUGGCAGUCCCAAUCAGUUUAUGGUAUUGCUAGAAUUCCGUUCGAAUGAAUCGGCUUUGGAGUUCUACAAGUCCUACAACGGCAUCGCCUAUAACUCCCUCGAACCAGACUCGCUAUGUCACGCGGUUUGGGUUUCCGCAGUGGAGCGAGGUGAAAACGGAGUGCCCCCAUUAGGUCACACGGAGCUUCCCACCUGCCCCGUGUGCCUGGAGCGCAUGGACGAGAGCGUGGACGGUGUGCUGACCAUUCUGUGCAACCACGCCUUUCACGCCAGCUGUCUGAUGAAGUGGGGUGACUCCACUUGUCCGGUAUGCCGUCAUGUACAAACACCAGAGCUCAUCGAGGAUUCGGUUUGCAUGGAGUGCGAGGGCACCGACUCCCUGUGGAUCUGUCUAAUCUGUGGCCAUGUCGGCUGCGGCCGCUACCAAGGAGGACAUGCUGCGGCCCAUUAUAGAGCUACCAAUCACACUUUUGCCAUGCAAUUAGGCACCUCAAGCGUAUGGGACUAUGCUGGCGACAAUUUCGUCCACCGCCUCUUUCAAAACAAGUCCGAUGGCAAGCUGGUUGCUUCGCAAACGGAAAAAGAUGAACGUGAGGAGAAAAUUGAUUCGAUGCAAAUGGAGUUCACCUAUCUGCUGACCUCCCAACUUGAUACCCAGCGUAAGUACUAUGAGGAGCGUAUGGAACGUCUCGAGCAGGAGUGGCAAAACUUUCAAACGAAAGCCAAUGAAACCAAGUCGGAGAUGACAGAACUACAGCAGCUCCAGCAGAACAUGCUAAAGGAGAAACAAAAUUUAGAGCGGAAGCUGGCCCAACACACUGCCAAACUCAAGGAAGUACAAAAACAGCUGAACGAAGAACGCGAGCUGUGCAAAGCCCUGCAGGGAAACCAGAUCUCUUGGCACAGCAAGUAUAAAGUUCUUGAGAAGCAAUACAACGACUUCAAACAAAACCAUGAUGCCGAAGUCACCGACCUAAAGGAGCAGCUUCGCGAUGUGAUGUUUUUCCUGGACAAUCAGCAAAAGAUGGCUAACUCGGAACUGGCCGGAGCAUCCAUAACAGGAAUCGGCGGAAAAGAUCCGGAGCCGAGCUCCAGGCGUGGCAAUCGUCGGAAGAAAUAGAUUCACCAUAAUAAUAGAUACCAGAUACACCCGUUGAAAGAAAUUAGUGUAUGGCCGAUAAGAGUUACAAAGUUCAUUAAUCAAUUUGUGAAGGUUUGAAAACCGAAUACAUUUAAUUAACAGCUCUAUAUGUGAUUUCCUUUGUGAAGAAAAGCCGAAGAAUACAAUACUUCUAAUGUUCACUACUAUUAAGCAUACAUAUUUUAAAAAGUUCUUUGUGUUUGUAUUUCAAGCUAAUAAAUAGAUUAUGGAGUAA